This is a messenger RNA of Scheffersomyces amazonensis, 597 nucleotides long. RefSeq lists its product as uncharacterized. Bases 131 to 454 code for a protein of 107 amino acids. The record is from RefSeq and is a predicted model, not a curated record. Lineage: Eukaryota; Fungi; Ascomycota; Pichiomycetes; Serinales; Debaryomycetaceae. The transcript has a single exon.
UCAUCGUGGCAGUAUGCGUUACCGGGCUGGGCCAUCAGGAACUGAUUUCCUAAUAGUUGGUCCCAACCUAUUGUUGAUGAAUUUGUCUCUCAAUUCCAACGUCAUCUCACAAUAACACAUCAAACUCGAAAUGGAUAUAAUAUAUUGUUCCAACGGAAUUCAUCUUAAUUCGUCAUCAUAUAUAAUCACAGUUGAUCAGUCAUCAUCUUCCCCAGGACCACAAGCCUACAAAAGGACCUCAACUAUACCCACUGCUUGGACAAAAUACGAAUAUCAACAGCGGGUUGCUUCUCUACUUUGGCUCAGUUCGUCGACACGCUUUGAUCUCAGUUAUGUCAAUUACUAUCUUUCACAUUUUACAUCAAAAACAAGGAAACAACAUGAAGCCAUUCUACAACAUGCAAUUCGCUAUCUUUUCGGCAGUCGAAAACUCGGCCUUGUAUAUCAAAAAUAAAAGGUCAUACAACUUCCCUUCAUUUGUACGCGGAUGUCAAUAUUAGCACCAUCACUUCGUUUGGCCACCUCAUAUAUCACAACAAGCAUCUCAUUCAAUGGAAGGCACGCAAACAACCAGCAACCAUUUUUCAUUCUUUGAAU